AUGGACAACCUGCCCCUCGUCUUCUUUUCCCCUCCCUUCUCUGCCAUCCCCGGGGUCUCUGGGCCAGACUUGUUAUUUAUGCGGUUCUGCCCCAGCGCAUCAACCGCCGAUAGCCCUGGUCCAUCCCUUGCCUUCCAAUCUUUCGACCACGUCGAAUCUGCCGUUGAGCAGCCCCAACAUGCGGUAAAGAAGAAGCAGCCAGCAGGUCAGGCCGAUUUCCACAACGACUCGGUACACAACGACUCGGUAGUUCUUUGGUUCUUGGUGUCUAGCGAGAAGGCAAUCUCUCCCUCUUGUCGUCUUUUUCUGGUCGCGUACAUAGCCUAUUCGCCAGAUGGGCCUCUCGUCACAGUAACGGCAAAAAAUGGGGACCAUGAUCGCAGUCGAUCUGGUUCGAGGAAACGUCAGCCACACCCAAAAGCACUCAACGCACAGGGUCCAGCCUCUUUUGCUCUCUGUGACGACGGGUGCAAAGGUAGGGAGCAUCCGUAUCGGACGUCGAUCGUUUACCGGAUGCCGGGCGUGGUGCCCGCUUUGUCACUGGAUUAG
This is a messenger RNA of Sporothrix schenckii 1099-18, 549 nucleotides long. RefSeq lists its product as uncharacterized. The transcript has 2 exons. The record is from RefSeq and is a predicted model, not a curated record. Bases 1 to 549 code for a protein of 182 amino acids. NCBI's taxonomy places the organism in Eukaryota, Fungi, Ascomycota, Sordariomycetes, Ophiostomatales, Ophiostomataceae.